AAAACCGCAGCGGCCCGCAGCAAGAGAUCAGACCACUCUUUCUCUCUCUCUCCUUCUCGAUCGUGGUGGGAAGGAUCUGGUGGUGUCUCGAAUUUCAAUAGUCGUUUAGUUUCUUCUGGAACUUCCCCUAAGUUUUCUUGAUUUCGAGAGCUGUGGAUUAGUCUUCAAUCGGAGGUAUAUGGUUGGUUUGAGUUUGAUUUCUUCUGUUCCUUCUGGUUUGUUCUUUUGUUGGAAAAAGGUGGGGUUUUUUUUUUUUAUCAUGCUCUGAUUCGAUUCCUUGCCGAAAUUCUCGAAAUUUUAUCCAUUUUGUGAUUUCUUGCUCUUGAUCCUUUCCUUUCUUAGUUUGGCCUUCUUACUUGCGUGAUUCUUUGAACCCUAACUCUUCCGAGACGGAACGCCUCUUGGAUCCUUAUCCCCUGUUCUUCCUAUGGUUUUCCCGUCUCAGAAAGCACAAAAAAUCAUGAAAACCCCCUACCUGGGCUUUCCUGACCGGAAUUCUUGCUUGUAUCAACUGACUUUAGUAACAAAAAGAGGAAAAAAGGGGAACUUGGUGCUUCCUUGUUGAGCUUUGCUAGGCUUUGGAUAAGAAAAAACCCAUCUUGGAACUCCCCUUUUAUAAAUCCUGACUCUCCUGAAUUCCUUAUUUGGGCUUUCGAUCUCAUAGACUUAGAUCGUCAGCAGCAAUGGUGUCGAAAUCCUACACCAAUCUGCUGGAGGUGGCCUCCGGCGAGUCCCCAUCCCUUGGCCGAAUCGGCCGCCGCAUCCCUCGGGUUGUGACGGCCCCCGGUAUAGUCCCCGACCUAGAUGAAUCCGAUGACGCUGCUUCCAAUUCGUCGUCGGAACUGGCUUCCCCAUCGCCCCGUGACCGCACAAUCAUUGUAGCCAAUCAGCUCCCAAUUCGUGCUGCCCGCCAGCCCGAAGGUGGGGGCUGGUCCUUCACCUGGGACCAGGAUUCCAUCCUCCACCAGGUCAAGGACAGUAUAGGUGACCAUAAUGACAUGGAAUUCAUCUAUAUCGGCUCCCUCCGGGAGGAGAUCCCACUUUCCGAGCAGGAUGAGGUUGCCAAAAUCCUUCUCGAGACCUUCAAUUGUGUGCCAGCCUUCCUCCCUGCCGACCUCCUAUCCCGGUUCUAUCAUGGCUUCUGCAAGCAGCAGUUGUGGCCCCUCUUCCACUACAUGCUUCCCCUCUCCCCUGACCUUGGCGGCCGCUUCGACCGUAGCCUAUGGCAAGCUUAUGUUUCGGUUAACAAGAUCUUUGCAGAUAAGAUUCUUGAGGUGAUCAACCCAGAUGAUGAUUUUGUAUGGGUCCAUGAUUACCACCUCAUGAUCCUCCCCACCUUCCUCAGGAAGCGUUUCAAUCGGGUGAAGCUCGGCUUUUUCCUCCACAGUCCCUUUCCUUCGUCCGAAAUCUACAGGACGCUGCCUGUAAGGGAAGAACUCCUGAGAUCCCUCCUGAAUUCCGAUCUAAUUGGGUUUCACACUUUCGAUUAUGCCCGCCAUUUCUUGUCAUGCUGUAGUAGGAUGCUUGGUCUGACCUACGAAUCGAAGCGGGGUUACAUUGGGCUAGAGUAUUAUGGUCGGACUGUCAGUAUCAAGAUACUUCCAGUUGGAAUUCAUAUGGGCCAGCUCGGUUCUGUGUUGAGCCUUCCGGAGACUGAGGUGAAGGUUGCUGAGCUUAUCAAGCAGUUUUGUGAUCGAGAUCGGAUAAUGCUGCUUGGAGUUGACGACAUGGAUAUAUUUAAGGGGAUUAGCUUAAAGCUGCUGGCUUUUGAGCAACUCCUCAUGCAGCAUGAAGAGUGGAGGGGCAGGGUGGUUUUGGUGCAGAUCGCCAAUCCUGCGAGGGGGCGAGGGAAGGACGUGAAGGAAGUCCAGACAGAGAGCAAUGCAAUGGUAAAACGGAUUAAUGAGGCCUUUGGCCAGCCUGGGUACAAACCAGUUAUCUUGAUUGAUAAGCCUCUCCAGUUUUACGAAAGAAUGGCUUACUAUGUGGUGGCGGAGUGCUGUUUGGUGACAGCGGUGAGGGAUGGUAUGAAUCUUAUCCCUUACGAGUAUGUCAUUGCUCGGCAGGGGAAUGAAAACUUGAAUAAAGUCUUGCACAUCAGCUCAUCGACCCUGAAGAAGAGCAUGUUGGUGGUUUCAGAGUUCAUAGGGUGCUCGCCCUCUUUGAGUGGUGCCAUCCGAGUGAACCCAUGGAAUAUUGAUGCAGUGACCGAUUCAAUGGUCUCUGCCUUGGAAAUGGCUGAGGGAGAGAAGCAGUUGCGGCACGAGAAGCACUACAGGUAUGUAAGCACGCAUGACGUCGGCUACUGGGCAAACAGUUUUCUGCAGGACUUGCGAAGGACCUGUAGGGAUCAUAGCAGGAGGAGGUGCUGGGGUAUUGGGUUUGGGUUGGGAUUUAGAGUUGUGGCCCUCGAUCCUAACUUCAGGAAGCUUGCAAUGGAGCAUAUUGUUUCAGCAUACAGGAGAACUAGAACCCGUGCCAUUCUUUUAGACUAUGAUGGUACUUUGAUGCCACAGGCAUCCAUCAAGAAGAGCCCAUGCCCCAAGUCUAUUGAAAUAUUAAACACCUUGUGUCGUGACAAAAACAACACCGUUUUUCUGGUUAGUGCGAGAAGUCGAGGCAAGCUAAGUGAGUGGUUUUCUCCUUGUGAGAAUCUGGGAAUGGCUGCAGAGCAUGGCUACUUUUUGAGGCUAAGGAGAGAUGCUGAUUGGCAAACAUGUGUUCCUGUGACGGAUUGUAGCUGGAAACAAAUUGCAGAGCCUGUUAUGAGGCUGUACACUGAAACAACUGACGGUUCAACCAUUGAAGACAAAGAGACUGCACUUGUCUGGUGUUAUGAGGAUGCCGAUCCUGAUUUUGGAUCUUGUCAAGCCAAGGAACUUCUCGACCAUCUUGAAAGUGUCCUUGCCAAUGAACCUGUUUCUGUGAAGAGUGGAACAAACAAUGUUGAGGUGAAACCACAGGGUGUGAACAAGGGCGUUGUAGCUGAGCGCCUGCUUUCCACCAUGCAGGAGAGAGGAUUGUUGGCGGACUUCGUUCUUUGUAUUGGUGAUGACCGGUCUGAUGAGGAUAUGUUUGAAGUGAUCAGCACUGCUACAACUGGGCCAUGUCUAGCCCCUAACGCCGAAGUGUUUGCUUGCACAGUUGGUCGUAAGCCGAGCAAAGCCAAAUAUUAUCUUGAUGAUACAGCAGAGAUUUUUAGGUUGAUGCAAGGCCUGGCUUUUGUUUCACAACAAGCCCCUGGGAGUUCCCUUCCUAUCUAAACCAGUGCCUUGCAAAAUGAAGACUGCAAGAUUCCUACUGCAUCUGCCUGAACCAGAAAUUUUAUAUCUUGAGGCAUGGAAGAAAGGGAGAUGUAAGCUUCAAUAACUCCUCUGCUAGCUAAUUUGUCGGCUGGUUGAUUAGCCUUCCCUAAAUGCAUGGGAGGGAAGAAAUGGCUCCUGAUUUGCAACACAUUUGAGUGAUAUCUGAAAGAUGGGGUUCUUUGGAAGCAACCUGAACCUGAACCUUGCCCCUUGACAGAUGAAAGUGAUGGUGGUGGUCAGCAUCCUGUAUAGGUUAUAUGAAGUAAAGGGAAUAAGUGGAUAGCUGAUGCAGGCCAGAAGCAGGCUAGGAUAGGGCAGCAUGUCAAGUUCUCUCUGCUAACUUUUUGUUUCCUGACCUUGAAACUGUACAGAGUUGAGACCAAUUGGAGGAUAUCAAAUCUCUUUUCUCAUUCUUUUUUCUGGUGAAUACUAAAAAGUGUGAGUUUCAAGGGAAAAAGUUGUAAGGAACUUAAAGAAGCAGAUAUAUUGAUUUAAUGCAA
Messenger RNA from Phoenix dactylifera (date palm), 3805 nucleotides. RefSeq names its product alpha,alpha-trehalose-phosphate synthase [UDP-forming] 6-like. Gene Ontology annotation, molecular function: trehalose-phosphatase activity. NCBI's taxonomy places the organism in Eukaryota, Viridiplantae, Streptophyta, Magnoliopsida, Arecales, Arecaceae. Gene Ontology annotation, cellular component: cytosol. Gene Ontology annotation, biological process: trehalose biosynthetic process. The record is from RefSeq and is a predicted model, not a curated record.